AUGGAGGUCACAGCUCUCUGCGUCAGGCUGUGGAUGGACGUGUUGGUGCUGCUGCUUGCACAAGCUAACCACAGUUACUUUGCUCAGAGAGCUGGUGCAGCGUUUCCUCGUGUUCGUCCAGACAGACUGCAGUUCUUUGAGUAUGAGACACUCAGUGUAAACUGUGAGGAGUUCAGAGGGUUGACUGAAUGGAGAGUGAUGAGGAGGCUCAACAGAAGAAGUCCAACAGAUUCUUACAACUGGAGCUCAUCAGCACCAUCCAGCACCAUUUAUCCUGCCUUCAGAACACACAGUGGAGAAUACUGGUGUGAAGAUGGGGACGGGAACUCAAGCAGUGUUGUCAACAUCACCAUCACUGAUGGUUCUGUGAUCCUGGAGGUUCCUGCCCGUCCUGUGGUGGAGGGAGACGAUGUGAUUCUUCACUGUAGUAAAAGAGAUUCUCAAUCGAAACACAUUUCUGAUUUCUACAAAGAUGGUUCCAAACUGGGGAUCUGGUAUGAAAAGGACAUGAUCAUCCAAAAUGUUUCCAAAUCUGAUGAAGGACUCUACAAGUGCAGCAUCGCUGGAGCUGAAUCACCAGAGAGCUGGCUGACUGUCUCAAAUCAAACUGAAGAGACUCCUCCUUCCUACAGUCCCCCCCCUGAUCUGCCCUCCCUGCUGUGGAUCAUUGUCAGUGUUUCAGUGAUGGCUCUGCUGCUGUUGGUGAUGGGACUACUACUCUGUAAAAUGCACAAAAUUCUGGUCUGUUUUUCAUCUGGAAAACCAACACCAGAAUCGCACUCACCUGAAGAUCAUACAGGUGGUGGGAGUGCAGGUGAUCCAGACCUUGUGACAUAUGCUGUUGUGGAAAUCAAAAAGAAGAGGAAAGAGCGUGUCGUGUCUGGAGGCUGUACAGAGCUUUGUUCACCAGAUGAGAGUGUCGUCUAUUCUUCAGUCCACUUCAGGCAACUGUCAUCUGCAUGAAGGACUGUGGAGAUGGUCUGUUCAGAGCUCGACUUCUGUAUGUUGAUGAACA
Messenger RNA from Epinephelus fuscoguttatus (brown-marbled grouper), 1015 nucleotides. RefSeq names its product Fc receptor-like protein 5. The record is from RefSeq and is a predicted model, not a curated record. The transcript is spliced from 9 exons. The coding region runs from base 1 to 963 and encodes 320 amino acids. Gene Ontology annotation, molecular function: transmembrane signaling receptor activity. Gene Ontology annotation, biological process: cell surface receptor signaling pathway. Lineage: Eukaryota; Metazoa; Chordata; Actinopteri; Perciformes; Serranidae.